AUGUUGGUGUUGGAAAAAGGUCGGGAUGAGGGUCCCAGCUAUGUGUCCCCGUUGACCCCGGCCGACCUGAGAAAGGGCUACUCAGCCCCCUACCCUUUCCAGACGACUACUACCAGUGUGACAGAGACGUCAACUCCCGUCUUGGUCCAGGGAAUCGACAUCUCUUCUUUCCAUGACAUUGAACAACUCAAGUCUCUGCUGAACAAAUGCCAGGAAUACGAGGACCGUCGACUGGUCCGCGAAAGAAUCCGCACUCUCAGCAAGAAGACAGGGACGAGCGAACUCCAUCAUCACCACCACCAUCACCAUCAUCCAGAGCGAGUGGGAUCCUCGCCGGUGCGGGUGGUGAAGUCUCCCCUGGACAGCAACCGGCAACCGUUUCAGAGCAGCCAAGGUGAGUCCACGCCGCUGACCCCACUCAUCUGCGACCAGCUCCGCUUCUCGCUUCAAGAGGCACUGCUUCGCAAGGGCGGUGGCAAUACCAUCACCUUCCCUCUCCCUAACCUGGGGAAUCCUAACGCUUCGGGUGCUGAGGAAAGCCUCUUCGAUUCGGGGACCGAGUCUGGCGAUGAUCCGGGCUCGGACCGCGGUGAAGAACUCUCCCAUUUCAUGGAAGGGAUUCAGGAAUCCCUUUGCCAGUCUGACAGAACUUUAGACACUGGAAUCCUGAACGACGUGGAGCAUGUCCUUAAUCGGCUAAAGUUUUCGUUGAGGUCUGCCAUGACGGAAGCGGAUUCGGCUCACGCCGAUCAGUUCAACCUGGUCACAAAGGACGGUCCAACGAGUGAAAAGUGGACUCUGAGCACGGAACAAGGGAGUGAACUACUUGCCUUGAUUGACCGAUUGCAGGGAUCAUUGGAGACGAUGUGUCAAAGACCAACAGCGCAACCAGAUAUUGUCCCGUCAUCGUCACAGACCUCGAUGGACUCUGACUGCCUGGUGACAACUGGACGAUUGACGUUCCCAGUCGGUCCUGAAGCGAUGAACGUACAUGGGAGAGGGGAUUCUUCUAACUUGGGUAUAAACUCACCUGGUGAAGGAACUAAUAACUCUAACCAGAAAAAUUUGCCACCGUGGAAGAUUCGGGUGGCACGUCGUCGCGCGAUGGCACGUUCUCACACCCUCGGUGGUGACGGAGAAGAGGAGCUCUCUGCCGUGCAGUCUGUUUUGCAGACUCAAACUUCUUCAAAAAACCCCCCGCCCUGGAACUCUUUCUCCACGACCUGCAACCCAAAGCCAUUCCGGCGAGUCAACCUCAGCGAUUCCAUCCCUCACUCAAAAUCCCUGGACAGUGUGUUUUCCAAACUUCAAAUUUGGCAGUUACCAGAUGGGAAGACUGGAAUCGACGUUGACGAAGAUUAUGGACAAUCGGCCAUAUCUAAACUUUAUCCACCCGUGAAAUCGUCCUCGAUCGAUCUCCAUAGGCAGCAGUCAGACCAGAAACGGGCCAGCCUUCAGUUGAGACGUCAAAACUCGUUUGACUCGGGGGACGAGGCAGAUCGCUCUAAAGAUACAACUGGAGACGAACUGGACUACGAAAUGCCGGAUCUAAUUCCCCAUAGCUUGAAAAAGGGCUCCAAUGAUACCUUCAAAGCUUUCGGCAUGAAUAAGGCCGAGGCAGAGAAGCCAACUCUGAUGCCAACCGUGGUCGAUCCGAGCGAGAUGCUCUUUACACCAGAGCAGACCGUAAAAAUCGCCAUUCAUAAAGCCGCCAUUAAUAAGCAAUUGUCAGUAGAUGAGAGUUCUAAAUCGAUGGAUGAACCAGAGCAUGUUAGUCAGGAAGAGAAAGCAUCCGGUUAUUCAACCGUAUCCCAAGACCUAUCAGAUAAGCGUUCUCAGUUUCUGUUGUCCCAGCUCUCUGAUGCUGAUAUGCGGCUUGGUUCCCAGUUUUCAGAGAAAACAGACACUCAAUCCGGCAAGCCCCCGUUCCUAAGUAAGAUGGAGAACAAGAAAAAAGCAAGACGGUCUCAAACUGCUGUAGUGCAGCGGCAGCACUUAGACAGUGACGACGCUCGUCGUGAAGAUGUGCGAUCUGAUGCAGAGGACAAUCACCCAGUCAAAUUCACUCCUAAGACCACCGGUGAUGCCAAAUUUGCCAGUUUCCUCAAGAGGUCUGGGCAGGCUGAAGAGCGAGUCAUCUCAAAACCUGCUUACUUGGCUUCUGCAGAGAAAGACCGGAAUUGGAAAAACAGGUAUUCUAAUCUCAAGCAUGCCUUUGAGGGUCCCCAAGAUACAGAAUCCAUGUCUCGAGCCUCGGCUUCGGUCCCGCCUUCUCCGACAGUUCAUAAGAACAUGUGGGUUAGUUCUGAGAAGAAGGCCGAGCCCCUGGUGCAAUCGAAAAGCGCGCGCCAUGAAGAGGUGGAGCACUCAACAGUGGGGAGUCAAACUAAGAAGAUGACUGAAAAACUGCUAGCAGAAGCCGAAGCACAAAAAGUUGUCAUGCCAGUGAAGAAACAAAGUACUAGCAAGUGGCCUCCAGUUUUUUCUAAACCUGAACCUGCUGUGCAGCCCACACGUUCCAGUUCUGUGCCACCUGUAUCAUUCAAUCGACCUCUUGCAAUAUCUGCUGAAGACAAAAAACCUGAACCUGUUGAAAGUAACAAAUCCUGGCGUCCUCAAAACGUGCCUUAUACUCCAACAUCUAUUGUUGCAAAGCGAUGCGAAAAAAUCAAUUCCGGCUCCAGGGCUGAGACCAGCCCCACUCCACCCAAGACUCCCUGGAAUUCCCAGAGCCUAGUGGCUGCCAGGGUUAAGUUUCCUAGUCAAUCCAACAUAAGUAAUGUGAAACCAGUCUUCCUGCAAUCUAGUCAUCCCGAAACACGAGCUGUGAAGGAUUUCAGUGCUAUGAUCUCAUCGUCCUCGCAGCCUCCUUCACCAGCUCCCAUCAAGAAGUUUCAGCCUGCGCAAGCCUUUGACUCAUAUCGACCUCAGAGUGUUCAAAUGCAGCCUCAACCGUGGUCAACACGUGACUUAGAACCUGGUACCCAAACACACACUAAACCACAGUCCACAACUCACGGUGAACCUUUGAUUAAAGCACAAGGGAAGUCCAUCUAUGACCAUGGACUCGCACCUCAAGUUCAGCCACGCCUUGCGCACCGCCAGGAACCCUCUCAGUCACACUCUUAUCACAAUGAACCUCUACGAACACUGCCACAUCCAUAUCAUCAUGAGAAUCAACCUCGAACACAGCCACAUCCUCCCUAUCAUGAGCAUCAGCGUCAAACACAACCCUUGCCCAGUUAUCAUGAGACUCAACCUCGAAGACAAUCUCAGCCCACCUAUCACAAUGAUAAUCAACAUCGAGCACAGUCACAUCUCACCCAUCAUGACUAUCAACGUCAAACACAACCUCUGGCCAGUCAUCAGCAUGAGACUCAACCUCGAACACAGCCCACCUAUCACAAUGAUAAUCAACAUCGAGCACAACCACAUCUCGCCCAUCAUGACUAUCAACGUCAAACACAACCUCUGGCCAGUUAUCAGCAUGAGAAUCAACCUCGAAUACAGCCUAACAAUCGCAAUGAGGCUGCAGCUCUAGAGGACUCCAUGCAUCAGCAGGAGUCUUCAACUCAACAGCAAUCAAGUGCAGCGAGUACUCCUUGCAGUGAAAUGUCGUUCGAUGCCGAGCUCCCGCCACCAGUCGUUAGGAUAGCCGGGCAAGACAAGAAAUACGGAGCCGUUUCUCACAACCCCGUCGAUAGCUCUCGAGUUCCAGGGAUGCUUCUGCAGAACUCCAUGCUGGGCAAACCCGGUCCUGGUGUAGCACAUGGUUCGAGCUGUUCGGACAAGGCUGUCUCACCUCUGAACUCAUCGGUAUCUAGAAAACCAGGUCCUGUUUCAGUAUCGAGUACUGCAACCGCUGGUAUCCCAAACUAUGGUCCUGGCCAGCACUCUCCUUUCUCAGUGAAAACACAGGUUCAAAACUCUGCAAGUCCCCGGAAAUCGGUUCCCAGUCCCGUCGUGGUCAAGUCCGACCCCAGUAUUGUAUCGAAUAUCAACCGCAGUCCGAACCAAUCCCAAAAAGUCGUUCGGCAAGACAAACCUUCAUUCGAGUCGAAUGUGCCGGCACCGCAGGACCGGGGAGUUCCUUCCCCCCGGAGGACCACUCUCAGUGGAACCAAGUCUCAGUCUUUGGAACUGGUUCAGCGGGUUCAGGAGACCCGAAAGCAACAGGAAGUACCAGAUACGUCCAGGAAUCGGUCGGUCGGGAAGUUGACUCGACCACAGAGCCUCCUGAUUCCGGAUGAGUCUUCCCGGUCCCGGUCCCGGUCCCGGUCACCGAAGUCGCCGGCCUACAUCCCGCCUCGUCAGUUUGAGGCACGGCUGGACUCUGAGACUGUGAUCAGCAAGAGGCAAGCGGUUGAAGCCUUCUUCAGCGGUCAGCAGUUGCAGAAAUCAAGCUCUCAACCGCUGGUCCGUCUUCAGAGGCAGGACACAGUGGAAAGAGAAUUUGAAGAAUUGGUUCAAGAAGCAGACGAAAAGGCCUCGAUUUGGCAGAGCCGGUCUCUGGACACUGGUACAAGUACUCAUCAUGCGCAUAUAGUCCGCAAGUGGCUCCAGGACAAUUUCUCCUCCUCUGGCAAUGCCACCACCACCGCUACCAGUACCAGUACCACUACCACUACCAGUACCAGUACCAGUAGCAGUACCCCCUGUACGAAGCCCCUCGUAGUGGAACGAUGCCCCUCUAUGGAAAAAGGAAGAUUGGUUGAAGAAGCCAGUCAGAAGGAAGGGAUCGCCAGUCUUCGUCUUUACGUAACACCGACGGGAGAUGGAGAUAACUGCCUCGCCCUCUUCCCGGACCGAAAAGACAUCCACCGAAAUAGUGAAGACGACACAGAUGGGUCCGAUGACAUCAUCGGUGGAAAGCAAGGCUUCUUCAAAGGUGAUCGAGAGGGGGGAGUCUUCGUCGAAGAUGAUGGAGAGCAAAUCUUCUUCCGUCGAGAUCAAGUCUUCUUCUGA
Darwinula stevensoni is the source of this 4965-nucleotide messenger RNA. Lineage: Eukaryota; Metazoa; Arthropoda; Ostracoda; Podocopida; Darwinulidae. The record is from the annotation of a GenBank genome assembly.